UGCUUUGGUAAAAACCCAAUAAACACCCAUAAACUCCCAUAAUCACCCAAAAAAAUAGGUUUUUACGUAUUUUUUUGAAAAUAUGUAAGUAAUACCAAUAAAUUAUUUUUAUAAAUUGUAUUGAUCAAUUCUACAAUAUUAAAUAAAACGUUAACUAAUAAUAUUUCAGGAAAUUUUAAAAAUCUAUAUAUAAUAAAAUGAAAGUAAUUAAUUUUCAGUGUUUUCAUGUUGCAGUUGAUCAACAUGUUGGCCUUUUGCUUCCCGUAGAUACUUUAAAAUUUCUUCAUAACACCUCGUUCGCACACAUGGCCGUAUAUAUUUAAAUUCUUGAGCCACUAACAGUCCGAAAUACUCAUUUCUUUUAUCCUCUUCUCCAUAAAUUAAGCAUUUAGAACAGUUUGUUUCUUCUUUCAGUAAAUUUUCUUUUACUUUAUCCUCGUUUUUUUCUUUGUUGCGACGACGCUGGGUAAAUCAUCUGGACACUGGGUCUCACUAUCGCCAAAUAUAUUUGGAGAUCGGCUUCGGCUACGGCUUGGCAGACAUUUUUUUCUUUCUACAAUUUUAAAUUAAAUUUAUUAGAAUAAAUGCUUCGAACACACGCGAUCUAAGUACCUUUUGUGUUUAUUAUACCUUACCUACCUAGGUAUAAAAAGAGUACUUACGUAGAUUUUCUUUUAUUAACUGUUUUAUACGAAGAUCUUGAUCUCUCAAAUUAGCAUCCAUUUUACUUCCAGUGAUUAUCAACUAAAUUAAUAAUCCACAAAGUAUUAAAUAACGUUUUUAUGAAAUAUUUAGCACAAAAACAAUACCCUUUAAAUAUCGAUCGUCAGUAACUGUGGCUGACUUACCUAUAUUCUAGCAAGCAGGACUGCCAGAUGUGAAGGGGAAAUCCCCAAUAAAUUGUUGCAUGUGACUGAUGAUGUGAGCAUGUUCGUUUCAUAAUAAAAAUGUUGCCAGGUAACCAAAAAGUCGUAUGUUUUUGUGCGAAUUACGAUCAUAAUCUUUACGAUCGUACAUUAAAAAAUAGACAAAUAAUAGUAUGAGUACGAUUUAAAUCGUAUAUCUGUCAACCCUGCUAGCAAGACAGCGACAAAAUCACGUUGCAUAACAAUGUAGCCCAAGCUUAUAUCUUAUGAAAUAUACGGAAGAGAUACGGACUUAGAAAAAACAGAAAUGUUGUUCUUUGUGGAAGUCAUUGAUGAAAUUCUAUGUAUUUUAGCCCGCAAACUUUCUUCAAACAAAAACAGCGCCAUCUAGUAUCGAGUUCUGUAAUUAUCUCUUUGUUUAUGGAUUUGAAGUAAGACCGCCACGCAUGCAAUACAUUAUGACUGGGGAUUCCCCUAUUCGUCGACGCUGAAUAUGAGGCGACGACAAUCACUGUCAAACGUGUUCACUAUUACUCUGACUCUGGUAACGUGACUUCCUGGUAACGUGUUAGGUAGGAAAAGCAGUAAAAAAGUGCAUAUUAAGGGAGCAGAUUUGAAAUAAUAUUUAUACUUAACAAGAAAUAAUUAAAGGUUCAAUGGGGAGACCUAAAGAUUUACGCAUAUGGGAGCACUACCGUACUUUACCAAACAAGUCUGUUUCUUGCAAGCUUUGUAAUAAGGUCUACAAAUUCAGUAAUGCUGCCAAAAUGCUUCAACAUCUUAUCACUUGUCCAAAAUCUCCAGAAACAUUAAAAGACUCUAUGAAACUUAUAAAAGAUAGCUCGUCCAAAACCAAAAUGUCUGGACUGUCAGAGAUAGAGACAAAUGAUUCUUUUAUAAGCCCCUCGUCGUCUGCUAACACUACAAUAAAUGCUGAGUUUCAAGACACCGAUGAUCAUAUAAAAACAGAAUUAGCGAGAGCUAUAUUUGUAACAGGGACGCCAUUAUCGAUGGUGCAACAUCCUUUAUGGAUACAAUUUUUCGAAAAAUUGCAACCAAAAUUUAAAAUACCUUCACGUAAAGCUUUAGCGACAAAAUACUUAGAUAAAAUAUAUAGAGAAAUGCGUUUUGAGUUAAAUGAGGAACUAAAUGCUUGUAGUUACUUACACCUUCAGUGCGAUGGCUGGUCUAAUUUAAGAAAUGAAGGAAUAAUAAACUUUCUUAUAUCAAAACCUCAACCUGCAUACGUUAAAAGUUUGAAUACAGAAAGUAAUCCUCACACUAGUGAAUACCUUAGCCAAGAAGUUGAAAAAGUAAUGAAAGUGUAUGGAGCAAAUAAGUUUCUUGUACUUAUUGGCGAUAACGCUAGAAAUAUACAAAAGGCAUUCGAAUUAACAAAACUCAAAUAUCCACAUGUUGUUCCUCUCGGUUGCUGUGCACAUAUCCUUAACUUGUUGUGCCAAGAUAUUGUAAAGAUACAAGAAGUAACUGUGUUUAUUAUGCAAGCCAUAAAUAUAAUAAAAACUGUUAAAAGGAGUCAACGAUUAAGUUCCUUGUUGAUAAAAUCAAGGCAGGGUGAAGAUUCUACACAAACACUAAAAUUGCCUUGUGCUACAAGAUGGGGAAGUCAUGUUACUUCGUUAAAAAGUUUGAAAGCAAAUAAGAUAGCUUUGCAAAUAUUAACAGUUAGAGAAGAUGUGGUAAUUUCAAGAGAUAUUAAAGAUUUAAUUCUAAGUGAUGAUUUCUGGACGAAGACAGGGGAAUGUAUAAGUAUUUUGGAACCAGUCACUGAAAGCAUAUUUUACUUAGAGAGCGACCAGAAUCGUUUGCAUCGCACAUACAUUACAUUUAGAGAUGUACAAGCUAAGAUACGUUUUGCAUUAAAUGAGAUUUCGACAUUGAGCGAAGAAAGCAAACAGCAGAUUCUAACAUCAGUAUCUUCAAGAUGCAAUAUGGCAAUGAGGCCAAUACAUUUUGCAGCAUAUAUUCUAGACCCCAGGACUCUAGGAGUCGAACUUACUCAAGAGGAAGAACUUAAGGGUAUGGAGUUUAUCUACAAUUUAAGCCAACACUUAAGUUUGUCAAAUGUAAUGGCAGAUUUGGCGUGUUAUAAAGCUAAAGAAAACUUUUGGGCCAGAGGAUUUGUAUGGAGCUCAUUAGAUAGCAUUGAGCCCCUAAUAUGGUGGAAAGGUAUUUGUGGUUCCACUGAGUUAAGCAAAGUAGCGAUUCGUAUUCUAUCAGCUCCCUGUACUUCGGCAGCCACUGAGCGUUCCUUUAGUAUCCAAGGCUACAUACAUAAUAACAAAAGAAAUCGACUUACAACUGAAAGAACUGAAAAAAUUUCAUUCAUUUGUUAUAACUGGAAUCUUAAACAUAAAGCUGAAUGCGAGGACAUUCAGUUUAAUGAAGAAAAUACCUUAGAAGCUUUCAUUGAGCAAGUAAAUGAACAUAACAGUUUAGACGAAAUAGAGCCUAUCGAACCUAUACAAUUCAUCGCUUGUAAUAACUCUGAAUCUGACAGUGAUUGACUGUAGUUUUACAUUUUACUUUCAUCUCUUUCUUAAUAAACUCAAAAUCAAAUUAAAAGUUUUUUAUUCUGUAGGCUGCAUAAUAAUAUUGUCUAUGUCCAGUAUAGUGGACGUCUUGCGGCUGAGAUGACGAUGAUGAAGUACAAAAUCAUAAACACCCAAAAAUUUGGGUGUUUAUGGGGUUUAAACCCAAUAAACCCAAAACACCCGGUUUUUACCCACCAGACUUUAAACCCACCCAGGUGGAUUGCCCAUCU
Galleria mellonella (greater wax moth) is the source of this 3651-nucleotide messenger RNA. RefSeq lists its product as uncharacterized. Gene Ontology annotation, molecular function: protein dimerization activity; DNA binding. The coding region runs from base 1523 to 3394 and encodes 623 amino acids. NCBI's taxonomy places the organism in Eukaryota, Metazoa, Arthropoda, Insecta, Lepidoptera, Pyralidae. The record is from RefSeq and is a predicted model, not a curated record. The transcript has 2 exons.